AUGGCAUGGGCCACGAUCUAUGGAGGUGAGGACUUUUUAACGUCGUGAAGUCGUAGCUAUGAGGACUUUUUAACGUCGUGAAAUCGCUAUACGGAUAUGACAACGGUUCUUUCUCAUACCUCAUUUCUUCUCUGUAGGAGCCCAGAAGCACUGCGAGGACACAUCCUUAUCCUUUCCCACCAGCCGUUACAGUGAGAUGGCCGAGAAACGCUUCCGCGUCAAUUCGUGCCCACCAGCUCGAUACGUUAGGCGCAGACUGGAUAACGGGACAAGGAAGGGCGAAUUUCCGGACGCCAAUGGCCUUUUUCGAUUUGGAAGGUGGCAAGGUUUUUGUGUGUUUUCGACGAGGUAG
Messenger RNA from Bursaphelenchus xylophilus (pine wood nematode), 352 nucleotides. The record is from the annotation of a GenBank genome assembly. NCBI's taxonomy places the organism in Eukaryota, Metazoa, Nematoda, Chromadorea, Rhabditida, Aphelenchoididae.